AUGGGAAGUUGUUGGGCAAAGGAGGUUGAUUAUCAUGAUCAAGAUCAAGACCAUCACGAGGCCGAACUUGCUAGUGGAAAUGUGCAUCUUAUAACAACGAUGGAAAAUUGGGAGGUUAUGUUAUCAGAGGCUAACAAAGAUGGCAAAAUUGUUUUGGCGAAUUUCAGUGCACCAUGGUGUAAUCCGUGUAGAUCAAUAGCACCAACCUACAUUGAAAUGGCAGAUAAAUAUCCCUCCUUUCUAUUUUUAACUGUAGACGUAGACGAGCUCACAGAACUGAGUACUUCAUGGGGAAUCAGUGCCACUCCAACAUUCUUUUUCCUUAAAGAACAAAAAACGAUCGACAAACUUGUUGGGGCUAACAAGGACGAACUCCACAAGAAAUUAGCCGCGGUGACUACUCGUCAUGAUAAUUCUCAAGCAAAAUCACAAUAG
Messenger RNA from Humulus lupulus (European hop), 435 nucleotides. RefSeq names its product thioredoxin H-type-like. The transcript is spliced from 4 exons. NCBI's taxonomy places the organism in Eukaryota, Viridiplantae, Streptophyta, Magnoliopsida, Rosales, Cannabaceae. Bases 1 to 435 code for a protein of 144 amino acids. The record is from RefSeq and is a predicted model, not a curated record.